AUGGCGUAUGUAGAUGAAAUAAUUGACUAUAUUAAGUCCCUAAAAAAAGGUUUCGAUAAAGAUUUAUUUCAGUCUAAAGUAGACGAAUUAGCCUAUGCUGUUGAUACAACGGGUUUGGAUUAUGAUGAUUUUCACACUCUGUUUAAAGUUUGGUUGAAUCUAUCGAUACCUAUAAACAAAUGGAUCAGUUUGGGCACCUGUAUGGUUCCUCCAGAGAAAGUUGAAGAGAAAACUGUGGAGUAUUCAUUUCGUUGGAUUCUUGCAAACUAUGAGGACCAAACAAGUUUCUCUAGAAUAUGUUUCUUGCUCGACUGGCUUACUGCUGCAAUGGACUGUGAUUGUAUUGACAGAACCUCACUUGAUUCUGGCUAUGAGAUAUUUUAUGUGAUGCUGUCAUUUGAAGUACUUACUGCUCAUGCAAUGAAACUUGUUUACACGCUGACCAAACCAAGAGAUGUGACCCGCAGAAGAGUACUUGAACUUUUUGAUUAUGCAAAGAAAAGGGAAGCUAAAAAAAAGUUACAUAGUCAACUUUUAGUAUUACUUGGUCUAUUCAAGUCAUACAAACCUGAGUGUGUGCCUGAGAAUGUUCCUGCAAUAUCUGUACAUACUGCUUUCAAAAAGAUUAAUGCAGCAUUAGUAGCUAGAUUCAAGAGAAUCCAGGAAAGUAGAAACAGAUCAAGCAAGGACAGACACCAUUUAAUGUGGAUAAACCCAGUGAACUCAGAGAGAACAAACAAAAAAUUACCACCUCUUGUACCCAACAUGGAGUUCCUGAAUAUUGGCUCUAAACAGUAUGCUGAAAAAGAAUCAAUGAAAACAUAUCUUGAUUUUUCUGAUCCAGUAUCCCUCCUACAAUACAGUUUACAUCAUACAAUGUCUCGUCCGACGCGUCUUCGAGCGCUCUUAUGUAAUGAGAGCGGUCUGACAUUACUAGCUGUUGCAUCUGACGUUGAACAUACAUUACUGUCACAUGAUCUGCAUCACCUGCUUACGAGCUGUUUCUUGGAUGGGUCGCCGCACAGUUAUAUUGAAAAACAAGAUUUGCUACAUAGAUUGGUGUUACUGCAACGCACUCUGAUGCAGGGUCUGCCCAUCAUCACUAGGUUCCUAGCACAGUUCUUACCCCACUGGAACGAGAAGGAUUAUUUUUGUGAGAUAUUGGAACUUGUGGAAUGGAUACAUGUGGACAGUCCAGAUCAGAUACAAUGCAUCAUGCAGCCACUCAUACAGAUAUAUCACCGUUCUGAACCGCUAGAGCAAUGUGCUAUUCUCCAAAGCUUGACUAAAAUGUAUACAAAUCUGGUAUAUUCAAGUAAAAGAACUCGUCGAUACUUUAUGAGUAUGAAAUCUGUCGACGUGGACUACACAGUGUUAUUGCAUACAAUCGCCACGAAUAUCAGUGAAAUGUGUAAUACGGCGUUACAAAUUAAUCCAGAGGAUAUGCGGGUGGCAUUCAGCGGUGCGUCGAGUGCGGAGCGCAUGUCCGGUGCGGAGGUGCGGUGCGGCGCGCGCAUCGGUGCGGUGCCGCGGCUGCUGCCGCUCGCCGGGUGGCUGCUCGCGCCCGCCGCCUGCCUCGUGGACAAGGCCGCCGCGCUGAUGAUCACAUACAAGAGAAUAUUCACCAAUCUGAAGGCUACGAACAGAAUGGAGAAAGACGAAGUCCACAUGGAGCAGAUCAACAUACUCAAGAAUUAUACUUGCGAUCUGAUAAGCUGCCUCUACGGUGAAGAGGCUCUUAGGAAUCGCAAGAACGGCCUAGUAUUCGAGAAACUUCACCCACAGUUAGUUGGGAAAUUGUAUUCUAUUAUGCCAGAUAUAGAUUCCAAAUUGAGUAUACGAAAUCACAUAGCGUUUGCUCCAUACACUUACAUGAACCUUGAAGAUAAUAUGGAUCAUACGGAUGCAGAUAACAAGUUAUGGUUCGAUACAGUGAUUGCUGAAGCCUUUCCAAAUCUCGGUAACUUCUUGAUGAAGGUUGUGCCUGAAUUAAAAUAA
Molecule: messenger RNA, 1998 nt
Organism: Diatraea saccharalis (sugarcane borer)
Lineage: Eukaryota; Metazoa; Arthropoda; Insecta; Lepidoptera; Crambidae
Source: the annotation of a GenBank genome assembly